AUGGACACGUUUCACUACGAGGAGGUGCGGCUGACGGAGAUGCGCGUGGAGGGGGAGAUGUUGCGAUACCCGUGCCCCUGCGGCGAUCUAUUCGAGCUUUCGGUUAAAGACUUUGCUGCCGGUGCCGAUGUCGCCCAAUGCCCUACAUGUUCACUCACAUUGCGUAUCAUCUGCACCGAUACCGAGCGAAGGGCUUUUUUAAGUCAACAUGGCGUGGAGGGAAGUGAACUCUGCCUUGUCUCCGUCUAA
This is a messenger RNA of Trypanosoma cruzi, 249 nucleotides long. RefSeq lists its product as uncharacterized. The record is from RefSeq and is a predicted model, not a curated record. The transcript has a single exon. Lineage: Eukaryota; Euglenozoa; Kinetoplastea; Trypanosomatida; Trypanosomatidae. The coding region runs from base 1 to 249 and encodes 82 amino acids.